AUGAUUGUGAGGGUGUUUGGCCGCUUGUUUUUGCAGGGUUUGAGUGUUUGGCAACCAUCUUACAAAACAGGUUUUCAGAAAGAGAUUAGCGUGUUUCGUCGUGAAAAAUUUCUCAAGAAAUUCGGGGUUGAUUUCGGAUACGAGCCGCGCUUCACUUCGAAUGUGAAUUCAUGGACUCGAUUCGCGGUGGGAAAGGACGUGGAGGAGCUGUGCUUGGAAUUCCACUCCGCGGUCUACCGUUUGAAUGCGGAUGAAUUUUACGAGUUGCCACAGCUUUUGUAUGCCAAUUCUCGGUUCAAAGAAUUGCGAUUUUCAUUGUGUUGGGUUACGCCCAAAGGAAAUGUUGCCUGGAAUUCGCUAAACAAAUUGUCCAUUGGGUACGUGGAGUUGAGUGAGGAUGUGAUUGAAAGGAUAUUAGCGGGUAGUCCUGUGUUGGAGUUUUUGGAAUUACAUCAUUGUAAAGGUUUUAUUCGUUUUGUUGUCACUAAUUCGUGUGUGAAGAAAUUGAUCCUGAGAGAUUUUUCGUGUACUUCCGAUUACAAUGAAUACAGGUUGGAAAUUCCGGCUCCUUAUCUCGUAUCGAUGGAGAUUUCUGACGGUUUAGAAAGGUGUUGUCGAUUUAUGGACGUAUCAUCGUUGGUGGAUGCUGUCUUCAACUACAACUUGGUAUUAUUUGACGAAGACAGGGCUGUUGAUUAUGAAAGGAUUCAAAAUAUGGUAGUAGGACUUCUUGCGAGUCUUGCUCAUGUGAAGAAUCUUACGCUAGGUAGAUAUUACAAUGACCUAGGACUAAUCAGUGAAAGCUAA
Rhododendron vialii is the source of this 807-nucleotide messenger RNA. Its product is annotated as F-box/LRR-repeat protein At3g03360-like. Lineage: Eukaryota; Viridiplantae; Streptophyta; Magnoliopsida; Ericales; Ericaceae. The record is from RefSeq and is a predicted model, not a curated record. Bases 1 to 807 code for a protein of 268 amino acids. The transcript is spliced from 2 exons.